AUGAGGGCCCUGAGCGAAGCAAAGCACGAGGCGGAGGAGGAAGGACCCCACGUAGGGUCAGGGAGAGGCGAAGGACACGGGGCCAGAGAAACAGAGAGGACAAAGGGACCUACAGAGGUGCGGGCAGAGGCUUGGAUGUCACUGGUCAAUGGAACCCUGAGCUGGUACAGCGAGCAGGGCUUAGCAGGCGUCGUCCUGUCCCCCGACCUGAGUUACGAUGAGCGCAGUCACGAGCUGGUGGUGGCGGAGGCCGGAGUGUACUUCGUGUUCUUGCGGAUGCAGCUGUGGCAGGUGAUGAGGGCUGGCCCACCGUCGCAGGGCGAGGUGUCUCUGACUCUUCAGCUGCAGCCACCGUCCACUGAGGCCACAGACCUGGCCCUCACGGUCACCGUGCCUCGGAUUUGCUCCUCCAAAGAUUUGGGUUCGAAACCGGCCGGAGGGUUCUGGGGUCACCUGGUGGACCUCCAGGGUGGCCAGCGCCUCAGUGUCCGCCUGAGCGCCCUCCUGCAGGGAGGGGCCGAGGCGCACCGCGCAUGGCAGCUGGCCCCCCACGCUGUCUUCGGCCUCUUCCGGGUGACUGGAGAUGUCCCAGGGGAGCUCUUCGUGUGA
Molecule: messenger RNA, 609 nt
Organism: Dipodomys ordii (Ord's kangaroo rat)
Lineage: Eukaryota; Metazoa; Chordata; Mammalia; Rodentia; Heteromyidae
Gene: Tnfsf9
Product: tumor necrosis factor (ligand) superfamily, member 9
Exons: 2
Coding region: 1-609 (202 amino acids)
Biological process (GO): immune response; positive regulation of cytotoxic T cell differentiation; positive regulation of activated T cell proliferation
Cellular component (GO): plasma membrane
Molecular function (GO): tumor necrosis factor receptor binding
Source: RefSeq, a predicted model, not a curated record